Messenger RNA from Cryptococcus wingfieldii CBS 7118, 2763 nucleotides. RefSeq lists its product as hypothetical. The transcript has 11 exons. Lineage: Eukaryota; Fungi; Basidiomycota; Tremellomycetes; Tremellales; Cryptococcaceae. The record is from RefSeq and is a predicted model, not a curated record. Gene Ontology annotation, biological process: proteolysis. Gene Ontology annotation, molecular function: serine-type peptidase activity. Bases 1 to 2763 code for a protein of 920 amino acids.
AUGGCGCCUGAGAAAGUCACCAUACAAUCAUGGGAAGGCAUCGGCCCGUUCCCCAUAGGUACUAGGGAGUAUCCUCUGAUAGGAUCACCUCUUGCAGCGUUCACCGAAUCUCUUGCUGUGGACCCUGAUAUCGAAUUCGCCCUGCGGCCGGCAAAUGCAGCCGACAGGUGGCCGAGCGAGCUAUGCACUGGAGGUACCACAUCUUGGUCGCAAUUCAAAGAAGAAGCAGAUGGGUGGGUCGAUGUAAAGUACCCAGAAGUCAACUGGGUACAACUCCGUGCCGACCACGGCUGGUCUUCUUUGCAGUAUCAAACAAUUCUCAGAUCUUCAUUGGAGGUACCCGUCUACGAGAGUCAAGAGACGGUCGUCGAGAUCGACGCCAUACAGCUGGCCGAGUACGCCUUCAUCCCCGUUCCUGACCCCGGCGAAUCGACCCAUCCCGGGCCUGUCACUUGGUACCAAGGCGACAGCUACGACUUUGCUUCCACCUCCUCGGGAGGUGCAAAGCCCGGAAAGCUGUCAAGGUUUGCGAGGCAGAUCCUGCUUGCGCCUGGCAAGUAUAUCGUCGUUGCUCGGGCAGUGUACGAUAUCAGGCAAUUCGGUGAUCCGGGCUCGGAUGGCGUACCUACGAUCAAGUUCAAGGUCAACCUCCAGCUCGCCCGAAAGCUUCCCCAGAAGACGAUGGCCUUCCGGGUCAGGCAUUCCCAAAUUAAAUUCCCAGGUGUCUUUGCCGGAUGGCUGUUGGGCGAGUGGGCGUCUUUGGGGAUCAAUGUAGCAGAGGGUACAUCUCAUGUCGAGGUUUUGGGCGUUGAAAGCAAGGUUGUUUUUAGCAAACAGUCUGAACAACCCAGGCCUCCUGACACCACACUCGUUUUGGAGCUGCCUCAGAACGCCACUAUCCUUUCAGGCCAGACCCGGGAUGUGGCCCUAAAGAUAACCCAACGCGCUCCUUUGCCAGCCGACGCCAAUGGUAUCACCAUUGAUCUGAAGGUCAAGACUGCGGGCAGCAAAGUCCAGUCCGUCAGCUCGACCGUCACCUUCAGCCGACCCGAAAUUGGCGAGGACGGCCAGGCAACUCCGGGCUCAGAAAUAUGGAUCACCUUUGCAACCCCUUCUGUCGACCCCAGAUUUGGGCCAAAUAUGGUCCCUGCCAGCGUCUCUGAGGCCUUGGUAGUGGUACCUUCCCCGGCCAAGCAGGGCGACAAAGCAUCACCCGUCUUGUUGGCCCUCCACGGUGCCGGUGUCGACCUCAAGAAUAGCGCUGUUGGGGACGCGUUCGCGAAGGCGAGGCCUCAGAUCCCAGGGCUGUGGUCUGUCUUGCCGACAGGGAAGAAUGAGUGGGGCGAGGACUGGCAUGGAAGUAGUAUGGCAGAUGCUUGGUCGGCGCGAGAGGCUGCCGGGGCGACGUUGAGGAAGGCUGGAGUGGCAUUGUCUGAUGAGACCGUCUUGAUAGGGCAUUCCAAUGGUGGACAGGGAGCAUGGCAUCUUGCCGCUCGGUAUCCAGACCGAGUCACUGGAGUUGUUGCGGCUUCUGGAUGGCUUACGAUCCAACAUUACGUUCCCUAUUCGGACUACACUUCAACUCAUUAUGCGGACCCGUCGCUUAUGGGGAUCCUCUCAUCUUCUCUUACGCCUUACAACAACGACUUGUACACCUCUAACCUUGCCGACAUACCUAUCCUGGCCGUCCAUGGCACUGAGGAUGACAAUGUCCCGCCUCGCCACUCUCGAGCUCAUGCUGCUCUGAUCUCAUCCUGGGCUGGCACGCCGACAAGCUCGGUUUCGGUGGCAGAGGUACCUCGAGAGAAACAUUGGUGGGAUGAUGUGCUGCGCAAUGCUAAAGUGGUCGACUUUAUCAACGGGCUGCCUUCGAAGGCCACUUGGGACGAGCAGCGCAAAGGGGGCUAUACAUUGACGACUGCCAACCCUGAAGAGACUGGUGGCAGGGCAGGUAUAAGGAUUGUAGAACUUGAUGUUCCCGGGAGACUAGCCAGACUGGACGUUAACGCUCGGCAAUGGAAGUUAGACGGACCUUCGAUGCCAUUGGAUAUUCGUGGUAUGAACAUCAAGCGUAUCGAGAUCCGAUCGUCAGCCACUACCGAGACCUAUAUCAAGACCGUCACUGGACAGUUCGCCCUUCUACCUUCCCUUAUUAGCCCUCUUACGCCUCCUCGAGCGAACGGGCCGAUGAUCCGACUGUUGUCUUCCCAAGCCCGAUUCAGUAUCAUAGUUCCUUCACUGUCUGGCGAGCACCCAAGGCACUUGUCUGUGGCCAAGAGGAUUGCUCAUGAUCUGUACGUCUAUCACAGGAUAGAUUGCGAGAUCCUCGGCCACCAGAGAGGGCUCGAGAGAGCUGCCAAGCAGGAGAUAGGUCCAGGAAACGUGGUGGUCAUUGGGAGACCCGAGGAAAAUCGAUACACUGAAUGGAUGAUAGCGCAAAAAUCUAUACCAUUGGAAUUCCCGACAAGAGGGGUUAUGUUGAUCGAUAAGGAUAGGGUUGUCUACGACCGAGGGGCCGGUAUCAUUGCGCUACACCCUCAUCCAACGCACCCCAAGUCACUUUCGGUUCUACUGGCCGGAAACGAUGAACUGGGGCUGGAACUUGCUGCAAGACUGUUCCCUUUACGGACCGGUGUUCCUAUACCUGACUGGGUUCUAACUGGACCCCGGUCCAAAUGGCAAGGUGCUGGUGGAUUCAUCGGAGCCGGGUUUUGGGACGGCGAAUGGCAGUACAGCGAUGCCAUGUCAUGGAUGGACAGGUGA